AUGGACCAAAAACUUCUCCUCUCUGGUGCUAUAAUGAUGGCAAAUUGUGCCACAUUUAGCCAAGAAAUUGUGCCUCUUAAUCAAAACCUCACCACUGAUGAAUUUUCUCUUCUCGAGUCCAGAAGCCAAAUCACUUCUGACCCUUUUGCAAUCUUGGCUAAUUGGUUUUCAACAAUUGAUAUUUGCAAAUGGGCAGGGGUCUAUUGCAAUCUCCGGAAGAGAAUCAUGGCCUUGGAUCUUUCUGGCUGGAACGUUGGUGGAACUAUCUCACCGCAAUUGGGAAACCUAACAUUCCUAACAUCACUGGACAUUAGCAGCAACUUCUUCAGUGGCUUCAUCCCAAAUGAGUUGGCUAAUUUACAAGGUCUAAAACAGAUGAAUUUUGGACAUAACAACUUUUCUGGAGUGAUCCCAUCAUGGCUUGGAGCCUUGCCUGAACUUGAGCUCCUUCUUCUUGACCAUAAUAGGUUCACAGGCGUCAUACCAGGUCCUGUAUGCAAUAUCUCAAAGCUGGAGAGUUUAAAUUUGGGCUAUAAUUUUCUUGAAGGAAGGAUCUUCAACAUGACUCUGUUGGAAGAAAUUGAUCUCACCAAUAAUAGUUUAUCAGGUGAAUUUCCAGGUGAAAUUGGUAAAAAUAACAAUCUUGAAAUACUUUCUGUCAUAAACAAUAACCUUUCCAGCCUCAUCCAGCCUGGGAUCUUCAACAUGUCAUCACUCGUGUAUAUGCAUUUGGCUUUUAACUACUUCUCAGGCUCUGUUCCUUCAGCAUCAAGAGACAACAAUUUGACAAGGGAAUCUUCAACUCCAGAAUUGAGAUUUAUCUCUUCUUUGACGAAUUGCAGACAAUUGGAGUAUGUUGAUGUAUCGGGGAAUCAAUUUGAUGGUCUGCUUCCAGCGUCAAUUGGGAAUUUCUCCUCAUCUCUUAGACUGUUCACAGCUUUUGGAAGCAGGAUCAGUGAGAUACAAAAUCUGAAGGUCAUAACACAACUAGACUUGUCAUGGAAUCAAUUAUCAGGCGAUAUUCCAAGUUCCUUGGGGAGUGCACAAGAACUUGUUUAUCUGUCGUUGGCGCAAAACAAAUUUCAAGGAAAUAUUCCUCAGUCUUUUGGAAAUCUGCCAGAUUACAUUUUCCAUCCUGCAAGACAAAAGAUGUCUUCAAAUCAAGGUGGGAUUCCAUUAGAGAUUGGUAAUCUUACUGAGUUGGAGGAAUUUAGCAUCAGCAGUGGCUUGCUAACGGGUGAAUUUCCAGGUGAAAUUGGUAAAAAUAACAAUCUUGAAAUACUUUCUGUCAUAAACAAUAACCUUUCCGGCCUCAUCCAGCCUGGGAUCAUCAACAUGUCAUCACUCGUGUAUAUGCAUUUGGCUUUUAACCACUUCUCAGGCUCUGUUCCUUCAAGUGACAACAAUUUGAGAAGGGAAUCUUCAACUCCAGAAUUGAGAUUUAUCUCUUCUUUGACAAAUUGCAGACAAUUGGAGUAUGUUGAUAUAUCAGGGAAUCAAUUUGAUGGUCUGCUUCCACCGUCAAUUGGGAAUUUCUCCUCAUCUCUUCGACUGUUCAGAACUUUUGGUAGCAAGGUCAGUGGUACUGUUCCAAGUGAAAUUGGGAAUCUUAGCAGCUUGGAAGCCGUAUAUUUCGAUAACAGUGAUUUGACUGGAUUUAUUCCAUCAUCAGUCGGGAAUUUAAGUCGUGUUCAGGAGAUACAAAAUCUGAAGGUCAUAACACAACUAGACUUGUCAUGGAAUCAAUUAUCAGGCGAUAUUCCAAGUUCCUUGGGGAGUGCACAAGAACUUGUUUAUCUGUCGUUGGCGCAAAACAAAUUUCAAGGAAAUAUUCCUCAGUCUUUUGGAAAUCUGCCAGAUUACAUUUUCCAUCCUGCAAGACAAAAGAUGUCUUCAAAUCAAGGUCAGCAAAAUAUUUUUCAUUGA
Messenger RNA from Coffea eugenioides, 1926 nucleotides. Its product is annotated as putative receptor-like protein kinase At3g47110. The coding region runs from base 1 to 1926 and encodes 641 amino acids. Lineage: Eukaryota; Viridiplantae; Streptophyta; Magnoliopsida; Gentianales; Rubiaceae. The record is from RefSeq and is a predicted model, not a curated record. The transcript has 11 exons. Gene Ontology annotation, molecular function: protein binding.